Molecule: messenger RNA, 1505 nt
Organism: Morone saxatilis (striped sea-bass)
Lineage: Eukaryota; Metazoa; Chordata; Actinopteri; Moronidae
Gene: mtg2
Product: mitochondrial ribosome-associated GTPase 2
Exons: 6
Coding region: 164-1405 (413 amino acids)
Cellular component (GO): mitochondrion
Molecular function (GO): magnesium ion binding; GTPase activity; GTP binding
Source: RefSeq, a predicted model, not a curated record
UUCCGUAUCCAUGGUGCCGCUCUGUAAGAAGUAUGUGUUACUGAACAUGUCUAAACGAUUAUUUAAGAACCGUAUGUCCAAUGAAUUGACAUUAUAACUUAACUAGACGUUUAUUAGCUAUUUUUUUUCCCCUCAAAACAGACUUGUUUUCGCCAGCGACACGAUGUUGGCGACGUUGACCAGAGUUAAAAGUCCUCGGUGGCUUUCUCCGGACAUACUUUUAGGAUACUUAUUAGGACAAGAGGUUAGAAGGAAGGAGCUGAGCGUGCUCAGUCACAGUUGUCCCCCAGUAUCCGCAGCGUGGAGGCGGACAGUCAGCACCUCCUGCACUCUGAGCUCCAAGGCCCGAGGAAACCCGAAGAAAACCGAGCUGUCGGAAAAGAAGCUGACCCGUCACUUUGUAGACCAACGGCGUGUGAGGCUGGUGGCUGGAUCAGGCGGUAAAGGGUCCUGCAGCUUUCUCAGUGAGCCCCGAAAAGAGUGGGGUGGACCGAACGGAGGUAAUGGAGGUGAUGGAGGCAGCAUCAUUAUCAAGGCUGACCGCUUUGUCAAAUCAUUGGCGCAAGUAGUUCCGGUUUACAAGGGAGAGGACGGGCAAUCAGGAGGCAGUAAGAACUGUUACGGCAAGAAUGGCAGCACAACCUAUAUUUCUGUACCAUUGGGCACUGUAAUAAAGGAAGAUGGAAAGACAGUAGUGGACCUUUCUGAGAAUGGCCAGGAGUAUCUGGCGGUAUUUGGAGGGGCCGGUGGGAAGGGGAAUCGAUUCUUUCUGUCCAAUGAGAACCGCGCCCCAUUGACCGCAACCCCAGGAACGGCAGGCCAGGAGAGGGUCCUCCAGCUAGAGCUCCGCACCAUGGCACACGCCGGACUAGUUGGGUUUCCUAAUGCUGGGAAAUCAUCGUUGUUGAGAGCCAUCUCCAACGCGAGGCCUGCUGUGGCUGCUUACCCUUUUACAACACUCAAUCCACAUGUAGGAAUUGUCAUGUACAGGGAUCAUGAGCAAGUUGCAGUUGCUGACAUCCCAGGCAUCAUUCGAGGAGCCCAUCUAAACCGAGGCCUGGGCCUCUCUUUUCUGCGUCACAUAGAGCGCUGUCGUUUCCUCCUCUUCGUUCUGGACCUUUCGACUCCGGAGCCCUGGACCCAGCUCCAGCAAUUGCGUUAUGAACUGGAUCAGUAUGAGCAUGGUCUUUCCCAGCGGCCUCAGGCCAUCAUAGCCAACAAAAUGGACAUACCCGAAGCCCGGGAGAAGCUAGAGACUUUAAAGAGCCUGGUCACACAGCGGGUCAUCCCCGUGUCGGCUCUUACGGGACAGAACACAGAAGAGCUUAUCCUCCAUCUCAGAGAGCUGUAUGACGGCUACCUACAAGGACAUGGUAGUGGGGAAGGCAAGCCCUCUAGGUGGUAGAAUAAACAAUUUAUUCUUGCUCUACUGAUAUUUCUAUGAUGGUAUAUUUAUUUUGGAAGAUAAAGAAUGUAUUUCAUUUAAUAAAUAUAUAUAAACAAAA